Messenger RNA from Gongylonema pulchrum, 276 nucleotides. Lineage: Eukaryota; Metazoa; Nematoda; Chromadorea; Rhabditida; Gongylonematidae. The record is from the annotation of a GenBank genome assembly.
GGUUGCUGCCAGAAACUGGGUGGCUUGGACGACUUUCUCCCGCAGUGCGUGUCCUCUGUCACCUAUUUGGUGCCAAAAUACGUUAACAAGAGCAAGCAAUAUGAUCUCACCAUACUGUUCUGUAGCCUUCUAGUCAACUUGCUGGAACGUUCGGUGCUCAACAGAUCCAAGAUUAUUGGGCUGAAGGUUUCGGUUUAUGAUGCGAAAACUAAGAAAGAAGAAUGCGAAUGUACGCUGAAAGUGUUUACCCAGGUCAUUAUCACAGCACGUUUUUAA